Molecule: messenger RNA, 4360 nt
Organism: Myotis myotis
Lineage: Eukaryota; Metazoa; Chordata; Mammalia; Chiroptera; Vespertilionidae
Gene: ZNF451
Product: zinc finger protein 451
Exons: 15
Coding region: 291-3563 (1090 amino acids)
Biological process (GO): regulation of transcription by RNA polymerase II
Cellular component (GO): nucleus
Molecular function (GO): sequence-specific DNA binding; DNA-binding transcription factor activity, RNA polymerase II-specific
Source: RefSeq, a predicted model, not a curated record
CAGCGUCCUGUGCGGUGCGGGAGAAGGGAGGUUGGGACCGUGGUUAAGAGGCUCCGGAGGAUAGCGGGCCCGAGCCGGCCGCUCUUCCUUCCGAAGCGGUUUUGCACCUCUUUGGCCCGCGGCGUCGGCGGCGUCGGCGCUCACGCAGGGGCGGGUCACGGCGGCGUAAAGCGGGGCUGGGCGGGAAGGGAGGUCGUGGCGGUGGCGGUGUCGGCAGCAGGGACAACAGCCACAGCGGCGGCCACGGGGACAGCAGCAGCGCCGGUGCUGUCAGUGAGGCCGUCGGAGAAAUGGGAGACCCAGGGCCGGAGAUAAUAGGAUCUGUCCCUCCAGCGGGGCCUGGGGCAUCUGAGUCCGCAGCGGAUGAAAAUGAAGAUGACAUUCAGUUUGUGAGUGAAGGACCAUUAAGACCUGUUCUUGAAUAUAUUGAUCUGGUCAGCAGUGAUGAUGAAGAACCUAGCACCUCUCAUAGUGAUGGUAAUGUUAAACAUAAAGACCAUAUUGACCACCAGAAGGAUAAAGUUGCCUUAACUCUGGCUCGUCUAGCCCGCCAUGUUGAAGUGGAGAAACAGCAGAAAGAAGAGAAGAAUAGAGCAUUCAGGGAAAAAGUUGAUUUUCAGCAUGCUCAUGGGUUGCAAGAAUUGGAAUUUAUUCGAGGACAUUCUGAUACAGAAGCAGCAAGACUGUGUGUGGACCAGUGGCUAAAAAUGCCAGGACUCAAAGCAGGAACAAUUAAUUCUGGAACAAAAAGCUCAUUCCGAAGAGGAGGAGGCCAAAUGCAGGUGUCUGGAAAAGCAAUUUCAUGUCCCAUAAUGCACUGUAACAAGGAAUUUGAUAAUGGGCACCUUCUCUUAGGACAUUUGAAAAGGUUUGAUCACUCUCCAUGUGAUCCAACAAUUACACUACAUGGACCUUCCAUCAAUUCCUUUGCUUGUGUAGUAUGUUAUAAAAAUUUUGUUACUCAACAACAAUAUAAGGAACACCUUUUUUCUAAGGAAGCUGCAGAUGAUGGACAUAAAAGCAACCUUCUUCCUCAGAUUAUUCAGUGUUUUGCAUGUCCAAAUUGCUUCCUUCUUUUUAGCGGCAAGGAUGACUGUUUGAAGCACAUGUCUGGAAAGAAUCAUUUCCAUCAGCGUUUUAAACUGGGUGAUGACAGGAGAAUAGCAUAUCCAAUAUCAUUUCCAUCUUUUGCAAAGAAACUUUUGAUCUCUCUGUGCAAAGAUGUUCCAUUUCAAGUUAAGUGUGUGGCCUGCCACCAGACACUGCGUUCCCAUAUGGAGCUCACUGCCCAUUUCAGAGUUCGUUGUCGGAAUGCUGGUCCUGUAGCUGUAGCUGAGAAAAGCAUUGCCCAGAUUGCAGAGAAAUUCAUAUUAAGAGGUUAUUGUCCAAAUUGCAACCAAGCCUUUGUGAAUGAAAGCAGUACCCGAAACCACAAGCAAAAUUUAGGACACAAAGUCCGAAUUAUUAACUCAAUGGAAGAAUCAGUCUUACUUUAUAGCUACAUCAGUGAAGGGAACAAAUCUCCUUCUGACUUGAAUCUAUUGCUAGAUCAAUCGAAAUUUUCAUCACUUAAAAGAACUAUGUCUUUCCAAGAAUCUAGCUCACAAGAUUGCAGUACCAUUCCAAAAAAAAAGAUGAACUUAGAAGAUAAAAGCCAUGAAGGUACAGUUUGUGUCCAGGAAGGAAAGUCAGUUGUUAAAACCUGGUUUUGUGAAUGUCAUCAACGAUUCCCAAGUGAAGAUUUAGUAGAAAAGCAUGUUUUCUCAGCAAAUACAAUGUGUUAUAAGUGUGUGGUUUGUGGAAAGGUUUGUGAAGAUUCAGGUGUAAUCCGUUUACAUAUGAGCCGGAUUCAUGGAGGGGCACAUUUAAAUAACUUUCUUUUCUGGUGUCGAACAUGCAAAAAGGAGUUAACAAGGAAAGAAACUAUCAUGGCACAUGUGACUGAAUUUCAUAGUGGUCACAGGUAUUUUUAUGAGACAGAUGAGGUAGAAAGUGAAACUUUGCCAUCAUCCUCUACAACAUUGGGGAGUAAUUUGACUGUUAAGAAUCCUUCUUCAACUGUUCCUAUUGUUGAUCAUUCCCCAUCAAACAGUCCUCCAAGGGGUAAAUGGCAAUGCCGAAUCUGUGAAGAUAUGUUUGAUUCCCAAGAAUGUGUAAAACAGCAUUGCAUGUCUUUAGCAAGUCACCAGUUUCAUAGAUACAGCUGUGCCCAUUGCAAAAAGACUUUUCACAAGAUAGAAACACUUUACCGACAUUGCCAGGAUGCACAUGACAAUGAGAUAAAGAUUAAGUACUUCUGUGGGCUUUGUGAUCUCACCUUUAAUGUGGAAGAAGCAUUUUUGAGUCAUUAUAAGGAGCACCACAGCAUUGAUUAUGUGUUUGUGCCAGAAAAAACUGAAAUUUCAAUUAAAACUGAGAAUGAUUUUCCUGUGCUAGAGACCAGUAAUCUGUUAACCUGUGGUUGCCGUGAGAGUUACAUCUGUAAAGUCAACAGAAGAGAAGAUUAUAGUAGAUGUCUCCAAACGAUGCUGGGUAAAGGUAAAUUGUGGUUUCGCUGCAGUUUGUGUUCAGCAACAGCACAGAAUGCAGCUGACAUGAACACUCACAUCCAUCAAGUGCACAGCGAAGCAAAGAGGGUGGAGGAGGAGCAGCAGUAUGUAAUCAAGUGUGGCACCUGCACCAAAGCGUUUCAUGAUCCUGAGAGUGCUCAGCAGCACUUCCACACAAAACAUUGCUUCUUACAGAAACCCAGUGUGGCGCAUUUUGGAUUUGAAAAAACAAGCCCGUACAAGUUUGCUGCCAAUGCCUCACGUACAGAGAGAAAACUGAAACAGGCAGUAAGCUAUCCAAAAAAUUCAGACAUGGAGAAAGAAGCCGAGAAUGACCUCAGCUGUCAGAAUAUAGAUGAAGUUGUUGAGCUUCCAGAUUUGGAUUACCUGCGAACCAUGACUCAUAUAGUAUUUGUAGAUUUUGAUAACUGGUCCAACUUUUUUGGUCAUCUACCAGGGCAUCUUAACCAAGGAACAUUUAUUUGGGGCUUUCAAGGAGGAAACACCAAUUGGAAGCCUCCACUCAACUGUAAGAUCUAUAAUUACCUGAAUAGGAUUGGAUGCUUCUUCCUUCAUCCUCGUUGUAGUAAAAGAAAAGAUGCUGCUGAUUUUGCCAUAUGUAUGCAUGCUGGCCGUCUAGAUGAACAACUACCCAAGCAAAUUCCUUUCACCAUCCUCUCAGGAGAUCAAGGUUUUCUGGAGCUAGAGAAUCAAUUUAAGAAGACUCAGAGGCCAGCACAUAUACUAAACCCUCACCACUUAGAGGGUGAUAUGAUGUGUGCCUUGUUAAAUAGCAUAUCUGAUACCACCAAAGAAUGUGACAGUGAUGACAACCUGGGUAUAAAAACUACUCCAAUGGAAGAAGAAUUCAGAUCCACAGAAGGAAAAUCUACAUAUUUCCUUUCACAGGUUAAAGAGAACUUUACAACAAAUAAUUUACUGACUAUACCACUAUUUGUCUAUGUCAUAUGCCCAUUUUUUUACUUUGGCUUUUCCAUCAUAUACUCAUUUUAAAUAAUCACAGGAAUAAAUGAAACAACGGAUUUUUGAAAAUACUUUAAGCUUCACUGAUACUUUACAUUGGUAUCUUCGACAUAAAGGACAACAGUAGGAGUGAGAAUGUGGCAAUUUCGAACGUACGGAGGGAAAUGUGGCUACACAAGCACACACAGUGGCCUAACUGAUCUGUUUUCUAUGUAUUUGCUUGAUCUCUCAUGUAAUGAAAUUAGUUUGAGACCAUACUAGAGCUUUGUACUCUUAGGAAUUUGGGAAUCUGAGUCUGGCAGUGGAGUUGAUUCAUCCAUUUAAUGAAGUAGAAAAUGAACCUCUCUCUUGUAGCCAGAAUUACUGGUUCAGCAAAGUAAAUCUGCAGCCUAAUUGGAAGCAAGCUUUUUGACAAGUUGUUAUCCCCAUCUUGGUCUUUCAAAGGACUAGCUUAGUGCAUAGCAGCCACAUAAUAAUGAGUUAAACAAAUGAAAGAACUUUUAUGAUUUUUAAAUAAAAACUGCUAAGUUAUGUAUCAAGGACAUUACAAGAUAAACACCAUUGAGCAUCUACAUAGUUCAGACUUUGCAACCUUUAUUUGCCACACACACCAGUCCCAUAGAAAAUGCCAGACAAAAUUGUAACUUUUAAAUAACCACAUUUGGGGAGCCUUUACAGUUUUGUGGGCUCCUAGCUAAUCCAGAAAAUUCUGAGAUGUAUAAAAACUGAAUAUGUAUCAGAAUUUCUAGCAUAAUCUAUGUAAUGUAUUAUAUGGUUUGGAGAUUUGGAGAGGUUUUACAUUUUUGUGAUUCCUUAGUUUGAAAAUG